CCCGGGGGCGGCGCUCUCCGCUGCGCCAGCCCCGCUUCUCGGCUGCGAGCGGGCGGGCGGGCGGUCACGCAGCCGGCGGGGGCGGGGAGUGUGGCCCCAGCGGUCGGCAUGAACCCCGGGUGGCCGGCGCUGCCCGCGGCGGGGUGGAGGUACAGACCCUGCGUGGACUGGGCUCCCGCCCCUAACAGGGAGCCGCAGGGCGAGUAGUGCUGCUGUGGCUGGGCCAGCCACCUUCGGGUUCAUGUGCCACUGCCGGCCGGGACUGCUGCUUCUGUCGCCGGGCCCAGCUCCCCCAGUCUUGUGGCCGCUUCCGCUGCUGCUCCGUCGCCCUGCCGUAGGACGGUCCCGCUCUCUUCGCUCUGAAAAGAAUGGCCGUGACUCUAGAUCAGGCCCGACGGGUGGGCUAUACCUGUCUGAAAGCACUCCUCAGGUUCGCUUUUAUGGUCGCCAAUAACCUGGUUGCUAUUCCGUCCUACGUCUUGUAUUUAAUUGUGCUGCAGCCUCUCCGACUGUUGGAUAGUAAAACCUUCUGGUAUAUCGAAGGAGUAUUAUUUAAGUGGCUAUUAGCUAUGGUGUCUUCCUGGGGCUGGUGGGCAGGAUAUACAGUAGUGGAAUGGGGUGAUGAUGUCAAAGCAGUAUCAGAAGAUGAAGCCAUGGUGCUGGUGAACCAUCAAGCAACUGGUGAUGUCUGCACUCUGAUGAUGUGCCUUCAAGAUAAAGGCACGGUUGUCCGUCAGAUGAUGUGGCUGAUGGAUCAUAUUUUUAAGUACACAAACUUUGGCAUUGUGUCUCUAAUCCAUGGAGACUUCUUUAUAAGACAGGGGAAAGCACACCGCGACCAGCAGCUUGUAUUACUGAAGGAGCAUCUGGAAAAGUAUUACAGGAGCCGCAACCGGAAAUGGAUUGUUUUAUUUCCAGAGGGUGGCUUUCUGAGGAAAAGGAGAGAGACAAGCCAAGAAUUUGCCAAGAAAAACAAUUUGCCAUUUCUUAAACACGUCACCCUGCCGAGAACUGGGGCAACACAAGUAAUCCUGAAAACGCUUGUAGCGCCUCAAGAAAAUGGGACUCCAGCAGGUAGAGACACUGUGAGAAAAGAGCAUAAAUUGAAAGGUCUCCAGUGGGUGAUAGAUACAACCAUUGCGUAUCCCAAAGGUGAACCCAUAGACAUCCAAACUUGGAUUCUCGGCUACCGGCAACCAACAGUCACUCAUGUACAUUACAGGAUUUUUCCUGUUAAAGAUGUCCCUGCAGAGCCUGAGGCUCUUACACACUGGCUGUAUCAACGAUUCAUUGAAAAGGAGGAUCUUUUGACACAUUUCUAUGAAACAGGAGCUUUUCCUCCACUGCAGGGUCAAACAAAAGCUAUUUCUCGGGAGAUGACCCUCAGUAACCUGUGGCUAGUUGGCAUCCAAUCCCUUGCGUUUUUGUCAGGUGGUAUGUGGUACUGCAUCUUACGGUAUUUUUAUCAUUGCCUCUUUUAAAAGUGGACUGGGACCUGAGGACACAAUGGGAAUCCAGGCUCUUGCAAACGAGUAUCAUGUUGUAUGUGCAAAUGUGAAUAUCCAAGGGCAAAGGAAAAUACUGGACAGACUCUUACUUCUCUCUGGGGAGAAGUUUUAAACUCCACUGGAAGCGAAGCUCAGUAACCUAGCGACCUGAUGAUGUAUUAUUUUAACAGUUGUCUGUAUUUUUAAAGAUGUAUACUGUCACCCACACGUAAGCAAAUACAGCAUUUGGACAAAAGGUGCAAUCCUUAUAACCACCAUAGAAGAAUGUCUGUGACAAGAAAAUUCUGCCACUGCAAGUAUUUCUUGGCAUUGUAGUUAGAGCUCAGAAAAUCCAGCUACUUGUCUCUUCAGUAGUCUGUAAAGCGUUGGUGUGGUAGAGAUUCCUCAUUUGCACAACUUGUACUUUAUUGCAACUCAUUGUGCUGGAGUCAAAGAUACUUGACAGAGCUGGUGGCAGUAUCUUUGUGACUACGCAGUCAGCAGUUGUUGUAUUAGGCACAUUGAUCUAAAAUCAAGACCCAAAUGAGAUCCACAUCGAGUGUCUUUUGUGAGGAACUGGUCCUCAAAAACAGUUGCAGCAUCAUAGUGUUGAUUAAAAGCUGUCCACAUUCGAUGAAUCAGCCCAUCCCUGAUGUGGUCUUAGCAUCAGCUCUCUGAAUUCUGUGUGCUACUGGUAUCUUGCAUUAUGAGGAAACUUGGAAAUUAUGAAGUCAUUUGGUUUAUUUUCCUUUCAGUUCAGAAUGCAUCUCAGUGAUCACUAUCAGUUUUCAAAAUGCACUUUUAUAGGUGAAAACACAGUGAAGGAAAGACAUAAACCUUAGGGAAUAAGGAAAAGCUUUAUUUGUCACACGUUGCAAGUCAGAGCAGUUGUAGCUGUUUCUGAAGGUCUGCUGGUGCUGCUGGUGAUUUUUUUUAGCCACCUACAUAUUUUGUGCACUGCAAUCCAACCAAGGUGACCUUUGAGCAGUUUAUAGAGGCCUUUAUCUCCCCUGCUGGUUGCAGCAGCACUAAAUAUGCUUGUGGGAGAAUCAAAAUAAUUCAAUGCCAACCAUCUUAAUGUUUUGCUAAAGAAUAAUAGAAGAAAAAGUAGUUUCUUACAAAGAAAAGAUAGCUGUAACAAAAAAAAGGUAAACACUCAAUAACUAUGUGGAGGGCAGCAUUGAUUAGUUCACCACCAUGCUAAAAUAUUACCAAAGGAAGGAUGAGCUGAAUUCAAAGGCAGACUGGAACAGAGGAUACUUGGAAAUGUGAGCACAGGAUACUUCUGAAAGGCUGUUGAUGAUGUAAGGUCUCACUUCUGGCAGAUCUAGCUGGCAUCGAACAGAAUGUGAUUAUAGGCAGAUUUGAGGGCGCUGUUCCUAAAAUACAACUAAUCUCUCUAAAUACAGGCAGGAUAGCCAGAACUUCAGAUGUUGGCAUGCUGCCUUUUACAGAGUAAUUUCCCUGAGAACAAAGUAAGCCCUCAGUAGUUUUGGCUCUGAGUUAGCAAAAUUGAUCUCCCUUCUCUCUCCCUCUCCUGCUACAUGAAUCGCAGUGAGUGGUGUGGCGGAGUACAAAACCUAGGCAGUGUUCCCUUCAGUGGGGAUGUAGUGAAGAACAUUAUAUCAAAAUAUGAGGCAGUGCCAAUUUCCCUGGCUUAAUGGAAAAUACACAAGCAAACAUGCCUUCCCUGUCUCCUCCCAAAAGCAGUGGGUUUAUCUUAAAGUAGCUUAGUGGGGAUGGUUGUAAAAUAAGACACCUUGAACUGAGUCCCCUCAUGGACUGAGAGCCACUGCAGCUGGAAGGCAGAAGACUGCGUUUGCCCACAGCUUCAUGGUUUAGGUAAGAUACUGUUUCUAUAUCCCAUGUCUUUACCCACAGUCACACGCUUGAAUUCUGGUGCAAUGUAAAAUGCAUUUUAAUAGAGGCGUGCCCUGACAGGGAGGCAGGAUUCAAAGCUCUUGGUUUGUUUUUUCUUCUGUUGCUCUUGCUAUAGUACAGCUGAUGGAAUGAAUGUAUUUAAUCUGUUAUUUCACAUGAGAGGGUUGUGGCAGCCCAGCACCAGUACCAUGUAAGUGGUUUUGUCUGCUGCUCAUGGGCCUAAAUGGGCUCUGCCAUCUGCAUUUUGCAGUUUGGAAGCUUUUUAUUUCUGUCCUCCACCAGGUGGUUUGAUCACAAUCACAGAGAUGCCCGUAGUACAGCUGGUUUUAUUUUGAGCUAGGGCAGACUGGAGUGGUAUAAAAAGGGAAGUUUAUAUAAGCAGAUUGCACAGCAGUAACUCACAUCAGGAGAUUGUUCUUUAUAGACCCUGUGAACUCCACAUUAGAGCAUGUUGCUUUUUCAAAUGCAGUUUGGGUUUUUUGGGGGGAUGGGGGCUGGUGUUUGGGUUUAUUGGGUUUUUUGUUUGUUUGUUUUGCUUCUUUUUCUUUCUAGUGAAUUGGAGUCAAUACUAAGUGUUCACAGACUGCCUAAGGAAAUUGGUACUGCGCAAUAAUGUUCAGAUAAUGAUUUGGUUUAUCUGGUCCUGUUCAUUUUCACUUUGUUCAGUAGUCCUUACUGUUGAGGGACAUUUGUUUUCAAGCACUGACUGUUGUUUUGGUAAGGUGAAUACAUGGUGUUAGGUCUUAGGCUUCUUUCCCACACAGUGUUAGGUCUUGGGCUUCUUUCCCACCUGCACUGGAAAAACGUGAAGACCACUGCCUGAUGUUGUGUCUCCUUAUGGCUGAGUUGCUGUAGAUGACAGUGGAAUGACGCUGUGAGAAACUCCAAAGUACCUUCCCAGCAUGAACUUGGACGCGGCCUCAUGAAAGAGAAUAAAGUGGAUACAAAGUUUUCUAUUAAGGCAAGAAACCAAAAUGGAUCCAAUACUUGGGAAAUUCUGUACUAAAAGUAACAUGCUGGUGAAGCCUGGUUGUAGGCUAGCUGCAGUUUGGUUUUACCCUCUGGCAGCCAGCCAGUGCUGCAGAUGUAGUGGGCAGUUUGCUGCGCUAUCCCUGGGCUUCCUCUUCAGAAGAGUUCAAAAUGCAUUUGAUAGAAGGUUAUGUUAAUGAAUGAUGGAGUGGAUCACAGAAUGAUUAGUUGACAUAACUUCAAACUGGUAUUAGGGGAAAUGUAAUAGAAGAAUGUAUAACAGUGAGUGAAAAAGUCACAGGAAAAAACCCAACCACCAGCUGAAAGCUUUUGCACACAGAAGUGAGAACAUUGCAGUUGAAGUGUAUUGCAAAUAAAGAUGGUUCUCUGCCAGGGCUGCACACAAAACACCUGUAGGCUUUGGUGUGUAAUUGCUCAUAACCGAGUUGUUGCAGUUGAAGUGGUGAUGGCUUAGCAUCAGCGAGCUCGGCGGUAUGAAGAGUCUCUGCCCGUUCGCGCACGGUGUUCUCUGCAGCGCCCUUUGGUGAGCCACCUUCCACAUGAGCUCUAGCACGCCUUGCAACGGUGAUGCAUCUUGCAGGAGGGACUUCCUUUGAGAUGCUCUCACCAAAUUUUGAAAAGCAACAUUUCAGCUGACCUUGCUCACUGGGAAGGUCAAUUAAAAGCUUCUUACUCUCUUUUCUGCCCUCAGCAUCAAAACCAAGCUGUGUGUAACUGCAGUAGAAUACAGAGAUCACUGUGGUAUUGUUCAUUACUCACUUGUUUUGAAAAGGAUGUAACUUUUUUUUUGUCUGACACUGCCAUAAAGUGCUGUUAACUUUUUUCACCUCUUUGUACAAGACAAUACAGAUACCAAUCACUGUGUGUGACAGGAUUCAGCUGCUCCACUUUGCCUUGACAUAAAUUUUUUGGGACCAAAGGUACUUAAAAAUGGGAUUUCUAGAUCCUGAGGCUGGGGUUUGGGUGCAUUCUCUUCAUAGUCAGCUGGAGAUUUUGUGGUGGUCUGAUAUGAUCACACAAAACAAGUCUACAUCUGGGAUACUCUAUUGUUUGAAAAAUAAUGGAGCCAUAUGAAAUAAAAGGGUUAUUUUGAAAAAUUGCAUAUUUCAUAGUUUUUACACUUUUUAUUAACCAGAACAAUUGGAAGAGCAAAAGUGAAAUGUGCUCUGGAUAAAAAUGUAUGCAUACAUUAUGAACGCUUCAAGCAGCUUUAUUUUCUCUCUGCAAAAACUAUCGACUACCUGGCUGUGAUACAAAAGUAAGUCUUUAAAAGGAUUCUAUGCAGUGAAAGUUAGACCUUUCAUUUUAUCAUUGGAUAAUGAAGUCAUUAGUUACUGAACCACUGUCCUAUUAAAAUGAGUUAGCUCCUUGAACACCAGUUGUGUAGGGUAAUUUUGUUUUGUAUGAUGAAAAUUAGCUUUCUUGAUAGUUAUUUUCACCUCCAGUUUUGUCCUUCUCUCCUGUGUUACUUGUGUUUUUGUUCUGUAUGAUGAAAUGGAUGAAGAAGCCUGUAGAGACUCAGUGAUUUUGCAAGGAGCUGGCCCUGUUUGGAAUUAUUUUACUGCAUUUAUUUCAUUGAAUUUUUAAAUCUUUCCAGCAGCCAAGAUCUCCUCUGGAAAUGUAGAGAGAUACCAGCAGGAGCAUUUCUCUACAAUAUUUCCUAGGUGUCUUUUUUUCCUUUCCUUUUUUUUUGUGUGUGUGGCAAAAAUAAAGUUGAUUUUGGUUUUGGUUGCCUUUCCACCCCCCCCCACCCCCCCCCCAGUAUUAUUUCACCUGCUUCAGCUCCUUAAUAGACAUGAGAUGCUGUUCUUGGGUUGUAUUUAUUGUGUUUGUGAUAGAUAACACGUUCUCUCUUGUGCUGACCAUAAACACAACAACUAGCAUAGUGAACUGAAGUUAGUUUGCAGCAGCAGUGUUUAUUUGUGAUAGAUAGUGUUGCUUAUUGGAGCUCUCCUCAGGAAGGAUACCAAGACAAUGUUUCUAUGCUAAAAGUGGUAACUGCAGGAGCAGAGCGCUAAGGAGGAGGUGGGAAAGCAGCUUCUGCAGCCCUCACUCACUCCAGCAUCUGCUGGAACCUGCCAGCACUUAGGCAGCAAAGUUUAUCCACCAGUCUCUGCACAGCAAUGAGUCUUCUUAAAGUGUGAGGGCAUACCAAGAGCAGAUCCUGGGACCCAGUCAACCCUAGAAAGAAGCAAGUCCAACCAUUUUGAAAGCAAGGCUGUAAGCACUUGCUAUAUUUUUUUCCUUAUGCAGGGCCCUGCUUCUAACCAAAUUGAGCAAGGCAAAGCAAUAUCAAGUGGAACACUGCUGUUCAUUCUGGGGCCCUGGCAUCUCUUGCCAAUGCUAGCUCUUAGCUCUCUGUCACCUUUUGUGUUUACUGCUGGUGUGCUAUGAGGACAGGCUACAGGAGUUGGGGCUUUUCAGCCUGGAGAGGAGAAGGCUUUGAGGAGACCUUAUAGUGGCCUUCCCAUUUCUGAAGGGGACCUACAUGAAAGGCUGGGGAGGGACUAUUGACAAGGUCUUGUAAUGACAGGACGAGGGGGAAUGGGUCUAAACUGGCAGAGGGAGAUUCAAACUAGAUGUUAGCAAAGGGUUCUUUGCAGUGAGGGUGGUGAGACACUGGCACAGGUUGCCCAGGGAGGUUGUGGAGCGCAAAAUCACUGAAUGUGAUCUUCGAUGACAUGUGGUGAUUCUGUGCUCCACAACCUCCCUGGAGGUGUUCAAGGCCAGGUUGGAUGAGUCCUUGAGCGACCUGUUCUAGUGGAUGUGUCCCUGCCUAUGGCAGGGGGUUGGAACUGGAUGAUCUUUGAAGUCCCUUCCAACCUAAACCAUGCUGUGUAAUAGAGAAAUAAGGAGUUCUCUGGGACAUAGUAACACAUCUUGCACAGUGUCAAAACCAGUGCCAUGGUUGUAGUUAUGUCUACCUCUUUGUUUCCCUUCUGGGUUUUGUCUUGUCUUUUUUUUUUUCUGUGUGGUGUUCUUUGAUGGGAGGGGACAGCUGGGGAGAGGGAGGGAAAAAGUGGGAGGGCAAACUUGAAAUCUGAAUACUGAGACACUGGUGGAAGAUCCAGUGCUCACCAGUGUUGUUGUAUUGAAAAAGCCAUUGUUUUUAAUUCCUGCCUAGUGAGAAAUGUUUUUACAGAAUCCUUCCUGCUGGAAAGAAAAUCAUAUUUUUAAAAACAAAACCCAUCCUUCUUUUGGCUACAAGAAUGUCAGCUGUAUGAGUUGUGACCAUAUCAUGACAUACUGAUCAGCUACCAAUAAAUUUUUAUUUCUCAGGA
Molecule: messenger RNA, 7639 nt
Organism: Pogoniulus pusillus (Red-fronted tinkerbird)
Lineage: Eukaryota; Metazoa; Chordata; Aves; Piciformes; Lybiidae
Gene: LPGAT1
Product: lysophosphatidylglycerol acyltransferase 1
Exons: 9
Coding region: 369-1481 (370 amino acids)
Biological process (GO): phosphatidylinositol acyl-chain remodeling
Cellular component (GO): endomembrane system; endoplasmic reticulum
Molecular function (GO): acyltransferase activity
Source: RefSeq, a predicted model, not a curated record